Molecule: messenger RNA, 382 nt
Organism: Trichoderma virens Gv29-8
Lineage: Eukaryota; Fungi; Ascomycota; Sordariomycetes; Hypocreales; Hypocreaceae
Exons: 3
Coding region: 50-274 (74 amino acids)
Source: RefSeq, a predicted model, not a curated record
AACUUGUCCAAUCUAUUCCACAACACAAAACUGAGCACACUGAAACAUCAUGGCGGACAACAACAAUCCCGGAAACUUUGCCAACCGUCCCAAAGAAGAAGUGCAGCAGAUUGCUUCCAAGGGCGGACAGUCGAGUCACAAGGGCGGCUUCGCUUCCAUGGAUCCUGACAAGCAGCGGGAAAUUGCGUCCAAGGGCGGACAGGCCUCUGGAGGGUCUUUUGAGCCUGGAAGUAAGAAAGCCCAAGAGGCGGGCCGCAAGGGUGGCUUGCAGUAAAGUAUGGGCGUUUUUCUAGUGUCGAUUUCACUCUUAUUCGGUGAAUCAUCUCUUACUGUAGAUAUGCAUACACUAGAAAUAUACUCCAAUACACGCUAUUUGACAAUG